GGGGAUUUGGCUGUGAUUGGCAGUUAUGGGAGGGGCAUAGACCGAGGUGGGUCAGACGGUUUCCGGUGUUGGUGUUGGGAGACAGUGGUUGCUGCGUCAGAGUGAAGAAGAAGAAGAAGGCGCUCGAAAAACGGAGACCUUCGUGACACAAGAUGACGCAAUGGAAUCAGUUACAACAGCUGGAUACCAGAUACUUGGAGCAGUUGCACCAGCUUUAUAGCGAUAGCUUUCCCAUGGAGCUGCGCCAGUUUCUUGCACCAUGGAUAGAAAGCCAAGACUGGGGGUUUGCUGCCAGUAAGGAGUCCCAUGCCACACUGGUUUUCCACAACCUCCUUGGAGAGAUAGACCAGCAGUAUAGUAGAUUUCUACAAGAAUCCAAUGUCCUUUACCAACACAACCUGAGGAGAAUAAAGCAGUUUUUGCAGAGCAGAUAUCUAGAGAAACCCAUGGAGAUUGCACGCAUUGUAGCUAGAUGUCUAUGGGAAGAGGGAAGGCUUCUUCAAAAUGCUGCCGCUGCUGCCCAGCAAGGUGGGCCCUCUUCCCAUCCAACCGCAGCAGUGGUAACCGAAAAACAGCAAAUGCUAGAGCAGCACCUGCAAGACGUGAGGAAGAAAGUGCAGGACCUUGAGCAGAAGAUGAAGGUUGUAGAAAAUCUACAGGAUGACUUUGAUUUCAAUUAUAAAACAUUAAAAAGUCAAAGUGAUCUAUCAGACCUUAAUGGCAACAAUCAGUCGGUGACGAGACAGAAAAUGCAACAGUUGGAACAGAUGCUGACUGCACUGGAUCAACUAAGAAGGACCAUCAUAAGUGAUUUAGCUGGUCUCCUGUCAGCCAUGGAAUAUGUCCAAAAGACCCUAACUGAUGAGGAACUUGCAGAUUGGAAAAGGAGGCAACAAAUAGCAUGUAUUGGCGGGCCACCUAAUAUCUGCCUUGAUCGUCUGGAAAACUGGAUAACCUCGCUGGCCGAGUCCCAGUUGCAAACUCGGCAGCAGAUAAAAAAACUUGAGGAGUUACAGCAGAAAGUGUCUUAUAAAGGAGAUCCUAUUAUACAGCAUCGGCCCAUGUUGGAGGAAAGAAUUGUGGAGCUGUUCAGGAACCUUAUGAAGAGUGCCUUUGUGGUAGAAAGACAGCCUUGUAUGCCCAUGCAUCCUGACCGGCCUCUUGUCAUCAAGACAGGUGUCCAGUUUACAACCAAAGUCAGGCUUCUGGUGAAAUUCCCUGAACUCAAUUAUCAAUUGAAAAUCAAAGUUUGCAUUGAUAAGGAUUCUGGCGAUGUUGCAGCCUUGCGGGGGUCUCGGAAAUUCAAUAUUCUUGGGACAAACACCAAAGUAAUGAACAUGGAGGAAUCCAAUAAUGGAAGCUUGUCAGCUGAGUUCAAACAUUUGACUCUAAGAGAACAGCGAUGUGGUAAUGGGGGAAGAGCAAACUGUGAUGCUUCACUUAUUGUCACGGAGGAACUUCAUCUAAUCACCUUUGAGACUGAGGUUUAUCACCAGGGCUUGAAAAUUGAUCUAGAGACUCAUUCGCUGCCAGUUGUCGUGAUUUCCAAUAUUUGCCAGAUGCCAAAUGCCUGGGCAUCCAUCCUGUGGUACAACAUGCUAACCAACAAUCCAAAGAAUGUUAACUUUUUUACAAAACCACCCAUUGGAACUUGGGACCAGGUGGCAGAGGUUUUAAGCUGGCAGUUUUCAUCUACCACAAAACGUGGCCUUAGCAUCGAGCAGCUAACUACCUUGGCAGAGAAAUUACUAGGCCCUGGCGUCAACUAUUCUGGCUGUCAAAUCACUUGGGCCAAGUUUUGUAAAGAAAAUAUGGCAGGCAAAGGGUUCUCGUUUUGGGUCUGGCUGGACAACAUUAUUGACCUUGUGAAGAAAUAUAUUCUUGCUCUUUGGAACGAAGGUUAUAUCUUGGGUUUCAUUAGCAAAGAGCGUGAACGGGCGAUUCUUAGUACUAAACCUCCUGGGACAUUCCUGCUAAGGUUCAGUGAGAGCAGCAAAGAAGGAGGGAUCACCUUCACCUGGGUGGAGAAAGACAUCAGCGGGAAAACCCAGAUCCAGUCUGUUGAGCCAUAUACCAAGCAACAGCUGAACAAUAUGUCAUUUGCCGAAAUCAUCAUGGGUUACAAAAUCAUGGAUGCAACAAACAUCCUUGUUUCCCCGCUAGUUUAUCUGUACCCCGACAUUCCCAAAGAAGAGGCCUUUGGGAAAUAUUGCCGCCCUGAGAGCCAGGAGCACCCAGAACCCACAGACCCAGGUAGCACCGUGCCUUAUCUAAAGACAAAGUUUAUUUGUGUCACCCCGACAACAUGUAGCAGCACCAUAGAUCUACCAAUGUCUCCACGGACCUUAGAUUCUUUGAUGCAGUUUCCAAGCGAUGGGGCCGAGGCUAGUGCUGGAAAUCAGUUUGAGACCUUAACGUUUGACAUGGAGCUGACACCUGAAUGCGCAUCUUCUCCCAUGUGACCUGGCUUUAUUCAUCUGUGCAAAAGUUAAUGCUCUGUCUCGGACUUUCGGACCUGUGCAGUUUCCGUGCACCUUUUCUUUUCACUGGGGCCACAAGACAUUUUAAGCUCCUUGUACAGCAAGGGAUAAGCAUAGGAACUAGAGUGAAAACCAGUAUUUUACAUAGUGUUCUUUACGCUAGAUAAACCUAAUUUUCUGG
This is a messenger RNA of Spea bombifrons (plains spadefoot toad), 2661 nucleotides long. It is a transcript of the gene STAT3, whose product is annotated as signal transducer and activator of transcription 3. The record is from RefSeq and is a predicted model, not a curated record. Gene Ontology annotation, biological process: growth hormone receptor signaling pathway via JAK-STAT; response to peptide hormone; cell surface receptor signaling pathway via JAK-STAT. The transcript has 24 exons. Gene Ontology annotation, molecular function: DNA-binding transcription factor activity, RNA polymerase II-specific; RNA polymerase II cis-regulatory region sequence-specific DNA binding. Lineage: Eukaryota; Metazoa; Chordata; Amphibia; Anura; Pelobatidae. Bases 153 to 2462 code for a protein of 769 amino acids.